This is a messenger RNA of Heterobilharzia americana, 1843 nucleotides long. The record is from the annotation of a GenBank genome assembly. Lineage: Eukaryota; Metazoa; Platyhelminthes; Trematoda; Strigeidida; Schistosomatidae.
CCUAAUCUAGUGUCUACUUCUAAUCAGAUUGGAUUAUUUUAUACAUGCUAAUGUUGUUCUUUUUUUUUUAUACAACACACUUUUUUCAGCGUUAUGAAAGAAUGUGAACAAAUGAGGGCACAGUUUUGUGUAAACUUUCACUGAUUGAUUUAUUCAUCUUCUACUAAAUGUUGAUUAAACAUUCAUACCCAAUUCAAACUCAUUCUCAAGUAUUCAGACUUAUAUAUAAGUAUCCAUACUCCUUAGUGUAUACACAUGGGUUUUUUGUGACUGAAAUCUUCAUUGUAUUGUAUUUUUUGAGACAGUAGAUGAAAAAUUAGAAAAUACACGAAUUAAAGAAAGGCGGUGUUUCUGCUAGAGGUAAACACUGAAAGUAAACUAUUGGAUAUUGAGCGUGUUGAACAUUGAAUAUCUCGGACAUUGAACAUUGAGCAACAAAAGAUACAUUUCUUAAGCGAAACUCUUUCACUUCUAUACACCGGUUAACUUUCAAACUAUUAUUUUUCCAAGACAAUAAAAAUGAAUAAAAAGAAUUCAUCGAAAAUAUCAUAUGGACGAAGAAAUUCUCGGAAAGAAUAUACAGAAGAACAAAUAAUGGAUCUGAAAAUGGAACUUCGUCAGUUAGCUCAACGUUUUCUUACUCCAUUACCGGAUGAACCUGAUUUUGCUACUUGUGAUGAAACACUGACAAGAUUCCUUGUGGCAAGAAAUUAUGUAGUCCAAGAUGCUUUCAAACAAUUGACGACUGCUGUAGAAUGGCGCCGAGAGUUCAAACCAUUAACUACUCAGUGUAAAUGGUGUCAUGAAACACCAGGAUUUCAUUCCAUUCGACAAGUUGGAUUCGAUCUUGAAGGUCGACCAGUUAUGUAUGCAUCUUUUGUACAGUGUCAAACACUUAAAAAUAAUGCUGACGACGUUAUUUAUCAUAUGGUGUAUCUAAUUGAAAACGCAAGAAGAAGUGUUAAAAGUUCAAUGAAAACGCUGAUAUUCAUUGUUGACUGUACAGGAUUAACUAUAGCUUGUUGUAACCCAAAAAUUGGUAGCAAAUUUAUACAAACGUUUGCUGACUGCUAUCCAGAAACCCUGUGCAAAUUUAUUCUAAUCAAUCAUAAUCCAUUUUUCCAUGGAAUAUGGAAAGCGAUCAGGGUGUUUAUUGAUCCGAAUACAGUGAAAAAAGUUAAAUUAAUUAAAAAGGAGAAAAUUCAAAAGACCUUUGAUGAAAUGUUCGAUAAAGAGACUGUGACUUGGUUAAUGGAAGAACUACAAUUGAACAGACGUGAAAUUAAUGAAAAUCAACUAAGAUUUUGGGAAUUACCUAAAGCUGUACAACAGGCUAACUCUUGCCAACUGCAUGAUCCACGUGGUACACCACAAUACAUUCAAAAUUUUAUUGAACCAUUGGAAAAGCUUACGAAAGAACAAAAUAAUCAGAAAUCAGAAAUAAUUUUAAGCUAUGAUAAUUUAGGCUUAAAAACACAUUUGCCACAUCCAAAUGUAAUGGAUAUUUUAAAUAAGUGUUUAAAACAAACCAAAAUUACAGCAUUACACAGUGGAAAGUGUAAUAAACUGGAUAAAGAAGAAUUAAAGGUUUAUGGCAUUAAUUCUAUUGAAAAUGUUUCAGAAAUCAGUGAAGAUGGUUCAGAGGAGUAAAUGUUUUCUCAAACUAUUUCAUAUUGAACAUUGAACCUGAUAACUGUCACCAACACUAUCUCCUCUUCAAAGUGCUUAUUAUUUAACCAUGGAUUAAUCACAAGUUUUGUUAAUAAACUCUAUAUAAUUAUAAUUAUUAUUGGAUAAUUUGUAAAUUUCUAACACUCAAAAUCAAUAUUUUUUAUCGGAUAGC